CCAUGGGCUGAAAGGGAAGAGAGACGGUGUGAAUGCUCGUGGGGUGAACGAUGAGCCCUGGAACUUCUUAGCCCUGGAACUUAGCCGUGGAACUGAGCCCUGACCUAUCUUCGCAUCCAUAGCCGCGGCUGUGUUCCGAACGACUGGCCACCGUUCGAUCCUCGGGAUCGACGGUUGUCGUUAUCGGUCUGGAACGGAAAUCAACUUCUCCACGUGACGGUUGCCCAGCUCCUUCUCGUCUUCCACGUGGCAGAUCUGUUGCCGCCAUAGCUACACUCACUCAGCACCUUAGCGGCCAUGUCACUGGGUGACAAUCUUGGGCCUUAUGGCCCUGUCUCGGGGAGUGUACCUGUUGCGGCGGGGCCGGAGGUUGCUCUCCAGUUUCAAGGGGAUAAGCCACCCUCCAUCUUCUCUAUUGCCUACUACAGGCCAUACUUUGAUGUGGACACAUCUGAUGUUCUUGAGAGAAUCCUGGAGACAUUUAUUCCUUUCAGGAGCACAUUCAAUGAAAAGACGAGUGCGCAGCCGGACAUGUAUGGCCCCUUUUGGAUCUGCACCACUCUCAUUUUCUUGUCAUCGGCCCUCGGAAACAUCGCCAAUUAUUUAUCGUCGGAGGAAAAGACAUGGCAUCUAGAUAUAAGCAACGUGUCGAGGUCGACGGGGAUAUUCUACGGAUAUGUGGGAGUCGUUCCGCUUGUGCUUUUUGCAGUUCUCAAGUAUUUUGGCAUGUCGUCGGGCCUCGUCCAACUCUGGUGCAUGUAUGGUUAUUCUUUGUUCAUCUACAUCCCGUGCACGUUUAUCUCUGUGGUACCGAAAGAGCUUGUUCGGUGGAUUGCGCUUGGUACGUCAGCAGCUUUUUCAACCUGGUUUCUGGCGACAAAUAUGAGAGCACACGUAAAACAGACGAGCGAGAGAUGGGUUCUGAUCGUCCUUGCAGCUAUGUGUCUCCACACCGCGCUUGCUUUCCUGCUAAAGCUCUUCUUCUUUGUAUGAUUCGUCUCUGGUUGAGGUGUGUGUACCGGUUUCUAAUCUUUUAUUUUUCCAUAUUAAUUCCUUGAGUUUUGAAUCAGAGGCGCUGAGAGAGGGUAAUAACAAUAAUAAUAUUGCGGGCUCUUGUGGGUCGGUUGCUCACGGAAGCGCUGAAGAGAGAAAUAAAACUUAAUUGAGAGUCUUGCUGGAGGGAGAGGACACAAACGUCGCCCGAGAGAGCCCUGCCAAGGGAGAAGGCACUGACGAAAUCGCUGGUGGGUGGCUUUGGCUUUGCUCCGGGCUUACCUUCAUUUUUUUUUUUUUUUUUUUUUUUUUGUGAAACGAUCGGGGAUCACUGCUGCUAUUUCAUAU
This is a messenger RNA of Chara braunii, 1341 nucleotides long. NCBI's taxonomy places the organism in Eukaryota, Viridiplantae, Streptophyta, Charophyceae, Charales, Characeae. The record is from the annotation of a GenBank genome assembly.